ACGCGCAAUUGUAGUUGAGGAGGAUUGGACUUGGUUGGAUAGUAUCUAUAAUAGUUAAUAUAGGGGAGUGAGUGCGUGAGUGAGUGAGUGAGUGGCGAUGCUUUCGUUAUCUUCAGGGCGAGGCCAACCCAAUCCGGCCUGGUUUCUGGUCUGGACUCUUUUUAAUUUCUGGUGGAAACUAUGGGAAAAAUGUAAAUUUAGCAGCAGUGAUUCUCUGUCUUUCUUUCUUUCCCUUCUUCUUUCCUCCAGGCUUCCAUUCCUUCUUCUCUCCCCUUUCGGGAUUCCUUCUUCUUUUUCCUCCUCUUCAUCUUCUCCCCUCCCGCUCUCUUCCUUCCCUCAACAACUCCCCCUCAACUCUCCUCUCUUCUCAAUCCCUCCAAAGUCGCUGUUACUUUGGUCAUUAUCUUACCUCUCCUCUCUGUUGGUUUCUUUUCAUUCUUUUGUCUCUCUUUCCCCAAACUGGCCAGUCCCUCCCACGAGUGUGGUGUAGCAGGUCUCUUCUCUGCGUCAUUGUGUCUCCCCCGCAAUCGGCGGGAAUCUGGACCAUCACCGAUUUGUCUCUCCUUCUUUCCCUGCCUCACAUCAUCCCCCCCUCCAAAAAGCAACAAACAAAUCGCCAGUACUGCUUGGACAAAAGACAGUACUUCUACCCUUCGACCCGCCCAGUCGGAU
Molecule: messenger RNA, 672 nt
Organism: Aspergillus homomorphus CBS 101889
Lineage: Eukaryota; Fungi; Ascomycota; Eurotiomycetes; Eurotiales; Aspergillaceae
Exons: 1
Coding region: 98-490 (130 amino acids)
Source: RefSeq, a predicted model, not a curated record